CAACAAUCCCCCACCGACUGAAUCUUUUCUACGUCGCCAAUGAUGUAAUCCAGAACUGCAAGCGUAAGAACGCCAUCAUUUUCCGCGAUGCUUUCUCGGAGGUUCUGCUUGAGGCGGGCGCCCUAGUUAGGGAUCUGAGUAUUCGGAAGUCUGUGGAGAGGAUAUUUACAAUUUGGGAACAGAGGAGUGUGUACCCACAGGAGCUGAUAGUGGAGCUGCGAGACACACUGGUGGGAAAGAAGACCUUGGAAUUUACUAAAGUCAAAUCAGUGAGCAAUAAAGCCAGAGGAGUUGUCAAAUCCAAGAUCCUUGCUGAAUUCAGGCCACAGUCUCUCAUCGAGCAGUUGGGUGCCUACAAACUGGCAGUGGAUGAGCGAGAGUUCAAGGAGGAGCAGCUGAGCACCCUGAGAGUGGAUGUGUGCAGCACCGAGACCCUCAAACGCCUGAAAGAUCGGGCGGGUGGCAAGCGAUUCUCCAAAGACUUUGAGGAGUCCAGUUUGAAGCUGGAAGAUUUCUGCGCUGAGCUGGACAGAGAGGUGAAGAGGACGCCACCGCUGAUCGAAGCCCUGGAGAACGCAGAGAUCUUCUACGAAGCCCAGUACAAAGAGGUGAAGAUUGUUGUCAAUGCAUACAAGACCUUCGCUAACCGGGUCAAUAACCUAAAGAAGAAGCUGGACCAGAUGAAGUCCACCCUCCCUGAGCACGACGAGUCCCCAAUCUUGUCCCCGUGCAUGGAUGCCCCCUCGCCCAAUGGCUCCGAAUCCCCUAUGCGCCAGACCGAAGUGAUUGAGGUGGAGAUGCCAGCCGGGGGUAAUAACAGCCCAGAAUCCCCUACCCCACAGGUCUCCGGGGACAACUGUGCCGUGGAGGACAUGGAGCUUUCUGAUGACGAGGGGGAUGCUGACACCACCCACAUCAUAGAUGUUAAAGAGCCCAGUCCAACACCAACAGUGAGCAUCAGCUUGAAGCUUGUCAAAGCCAAAGCAGCCAUCUCGACCUCAGUGGAGACUCCCCGAAGUAAGAGUGCUGCUUCCGGUGGAGGAGGCAGCGUGGUCACAUCUCCUCAGGCCCUCCCGAACCUGGUCAACAUUGAUCUGGGCAAAAUCAGCUCCAUCCUCAGCAGCCUGACCUCCGCCAUGAAGAACACAGGGCUUUCAACAUUACUUCAAAGUGUGACUGGGAACGUCACCACCAACGUAGUACCUAUCCCUGCUGGCCCUGCGAUGGCCUCAGCCACCAGCCCACUGGACAGGAACCUCCCCCUGAUCAACGCUAAUGCCCAGGCCCUGAUUCAAGGCCUGAUCGGCUGCUCCCCCAACUCCCCUGCCUCGGAAAUCUCCUCCGCCUCAUCGGCUACCUCAGCCCCGGGCUUAGGCCUCAGUCCUGCCCUGUCGGGCACGAGCCUCAAGCCCCAGGUGAACACCAUGGCUCACCAACUCCCUCAGAGCAGAGCCAGCUCCAUGCCAGAGAGACUGGCCGGAAAGGCUGCCGAAGCCACAGAAAACCAUCCCGAGCCCAAGCCAGCCUCUCCCUCCAGCCUGGAAGUGAAGAUCCACAAUUUCCUGAAGGUCAACCCGGGCUUCAAAGCCCUGGACCUGAACAUUCCUCUCCUCAGCCACCUGGGUACCACCGACCCCAGUGCCAAGACCCAGCCUCCUAGUUCGGAAGGCACCGGGAACGCCAUGUUGGAGAACCAGGAAGGCACGCCCGUGAGGGAUGAGAGGGGAGGCACUCCCACCCAGGAUGAGAUGAUGGACAAAACGUCGCCCAUAGCUGCCGUGGUGGGGGAUCCCAUGUCACUGCUCUCCAAACUGAUCAGCCCCCCUUCCUCCUCGUCCACCAGCAGCCCUCCCUCACCUCCGCCAUCGCUGGCUCUCCAAGGAGCCAGAGAGCCUGGCGUUCCCUCUUACCAGACUAACGCCACGUCCCCUUACAGCCUGGCCCGUGACCCCUUCCUGUCCACCUACGAACCCCCCUCAGAUGUGGACAGCCUCUCUCCCCAUAGAGACUCCCCCGGACACCCCUUCUACCCGGGGGAGUCAUGCCAGGAUGAGAAAGAAUUCUCGGACUUCGACUAUGCAGAUCCCCCGCGCCUGGCAGUCUCCAACCUGGUCAAACAGUCGGCGAAAUCCAUCCUCAAAUGCAAGGGUCCCGAGCCGCUGGGCGGCAGCGAGUACAAGCCGGGGUCCGGCAGUUACAGCCGGCUGAAGUCCGGCUUUCCCGGCAAACCAGUCAAGUCCAUCCUGAAGAAUAGCGAGGGCUUCGGCAGCCGGGGAUACACCGGGGAGGAGCAGGGAAUGGAACAGGAAGAGCUGCCAUCGCCCGGACAAUUCUUCUGCUCGGAGUCCAACAACAUCCUGGUGCAGACCUCGUUUCCCGAGCUGGCCCAGGCCCAGGCCCAGGUCGGGGAUGACUCUCAAACCCACCUGUCUGGUUCUUUCCCCCAUCCACCCGGCGACAAGCUCGUCCUGGCUCUGAGCUCUCCCAUCUCGGCCACCUCCACCAUCGAGUUCAAGAAUAUGCUGAAGAUCGCCUCGCGCAGAUCCACCGACGAGAAGCCGCUGGAAAAGCUCCUCAGCCCCAUCUCGGAGGCCGAGAGGGUGAGCGAGAACGGGGGGCGUCCUGGCUCAGGCCAGCCCGGCUUCAAAGCACAUGAAGAAAGCGGCAUCUCCGAACUGACUCGUGAUGGCCUGGAAGAGAAGGGAGCCCCCAUUGAGACCCUGGGCAGCAGAAAGCCGGCAGCCGGCCGGCUUAUAUUCGGAGAGCCCAUCCAGACCCUGGACUCGAGCCGGGGAGCCGGGAGAGGGAACCGGAGCCAGGGCCACAGCAAAGGUGGCUCGCGUAGCAGUUGGUAUGAACAGCAGAAGAGCCUCUCCAACUACAACAAUGAAACCCCGGCAGUGGACAUUCCCAAGCUCCCGCAAGGAAUGCCCUCCGGCUUCCACAGUCAGUAUGACGAGCACCUGCACCAAUUUCAAGACCAACCCAGCAGCAGCAGAAGCAGCUUCCAAUCCAACAGCUAUAGACCCUACUUUGACAGGUCGACAUCUAAAAUCGGACCCCGACCUAGCUCGCUCUGCGACCAUCUGGGACUCCCACUGGGUCCCCCUCUGAGGGAACGCUUGCCCGGAGCCCCACCACCAGACCGCUUGCUCACCUCCUACUCUCCACAGGAUCACAUCGGUCCACCCGCCGUGGCUCUCAGAGAUUGCAUUGCGUUGCACCCUGGCCCUCCUCCCACGCAGGAUCAUAUGGUGGGGGUCUCUUCAGGCCCCCUGAGAAAGCACAGCUCAUUCCGUGACUGCACCGGCCCACCACCCGGUGACAAUGAUCACUUUGGUGGUCUCCCCUCCGGCCCACCCCCUCCCCAACGUGACUAUCUGGGUCUGCCUCCUUCUGGCCCCCUACCCCUCACCCCUCCUCCUGGCCCCCCACCCUUGGACCAUCUGGUCCCUCGUCCUGGCCCCCCACCCCAUGAUCACCUGGGCCCACCCCCCCUCGGCCCACCGCCCAUCCCCCCUCCAGGUCCCCCCCUGGCCCCCUCCCGGCCCCCCACCAGGCCCGCCCCCAGGGACCUGCUCAGCCUCCCAGGACCCCCCAGAGACCUGCUCAGCUUGCUCCCGUGCCCCCCCAGAGACUUCUUUGGCCAACCCAACAGGCUUCCGAGAAGCCACCUUGGCGGCCAAACCCACAGGCCCUCGAGGGACUACUCCGGGCCCCAAAAGGAUCCGGGCGGUCCGUCCUUUGGAAGCCCGAGAGAUUACAGCAACCCUGGCCGAUACUUCCAGAGAGACUUCAGGGCCAGCUACCGAGGGCCCAGGGAGAACCUCUACGACCGCGACUCAUUCCAGGCCGGCAAGCGGCCCGGCCUGCCCUUCGUAAACCCCCCUUACACCAGUGCCCCCAAACGGCCCUACAUGCCGCCGCGAUACUGA
This is a messenger RNA of Callorhinchus milii (elephant shark), 3935 nucleotides long. Its product is annotated as regulation of nuclear pre-mRNA domain-containing protein 2. Gene Ontology annotation, cellular component: RNA polymerase II, holoenzyme. The record is from RefSeq and is a predicted model, not a curated record. NCBI's taxonomy places the organism in Eukaryota, Metazoa, Chordata, Chondrichthyes, Chimaeriformes, Callorhinchidae. Gene Ontology annotation, biological process: mRNA 3'-end processing. Gene Ontology annotation, molecular function: RNA polymerase II complex binding.